Molecule: messenger RNA, 888 nt
Organism: Cucumis melo (muskmelon)
Lineage: Eukaryota; Viridiplantae; Streptophyta; Magnoliopsida; Cucurbitales; Cucurbitaceae
Exons: 4
Coding region: 1-888 (295 amino acids)
Source: RefSeq, a predicted model, not a curated record
AUGGACUUGAUUCAAGAUAAUCAUUCUGAUGACGGUUUUGAUUCUGACGACGAUGAUGAUGCUUUUAACAAGGUUUUGAGGAAAGUUUGCAAGCUUGGUGGAGAAAUUAUUCGUCCACCCAAUAUGGACACUGUAGCAACGGAGAUCGUAUCAAAUUCAAAAUAUUACCCUUUCUUUAAGGAUUGUAUUGGUGCUAUUGAUGGCACUCAUGUUGCUGCAAGCAUUCCCCAAAAUGAACAAAUACCGUUUCGUGGAAGAAAAACUAACACAACAUGGAAUAUAAUGUGUGUUUGUUCAUUUGAUAUGUUAUUCACGUAUGUCAUGUCUGGUUGGGAAGGAUCGGCCAAUGAUUCUCGUAUACUCCAAGAAUGUAUCAAGAAUCCCGAGAAUAAAUUUCCUAUGCCUAAGAGAGAUCAAUACUAUCUUGUCGACUCAGGAUAUUCAAAUAUGCCAGGAUUUUUAGCACCAUUUCGAGGUCAAAGAUAUCAUUUACGAGAUUUUAGAGAAAGGAGACAUCGCCCUCGAGGUAGAGAAGAAGUGUUUAAUUAUCGACAUUCUUCACUGCGAAAUGUCAUCGAACGUUGUUUUGGUGUGCUGAAGGCUCGAUUUCCUAUUCUUAAGCAAAUGCCUCCGUACCCGAUCAAGACACAAAAAUAUAUACCGAUAGCAUGUUGCACAGUUCACAAUUAUAUUAGAUUGAAUGAUCGUGAAGAUGAUCUUUUCAAUGACUUUAGCAAUGAAUUAAUGAUCGUUGAAGAUACACAUAAUUUUUCGGCCAAUUUGCAGAGGGAUAUAAUUGAAUUAGAUGUGAGUCGACAGCAUUUACGAGAAAUGGCCCGAGCGAGAGAUGAUAUUGCAAAUCAAAUUUGGGCAACAUUUGAAGGAUAG